CCCCCGACCGACCCCUCCUGCGCUCCCCGGGCACCCCCGGGGCUCCGUGCCGCGGCCCCGGCUGUCCCGGCCGCAUUCCUGUGCCCGCAGCCCGAUGGGAUCCCGUAAGCUGAUUACCCGCGGUUACAGAAGGUCACGGCUAUGAGAUGAUCGUGCCUUUUCCGUUCACCGCGCUAGAAAAAAAGACCUCGGGAUGUCCUCCUCCUGUUGCGGCGGGGUGCGGGGAGAAACUUCAGGAGCCGCUCGCGGUUUCGUGCUCGGGAAGAAGCUGAAAUCUCAGCUCGGAGCCUCGCGUGCUGGGCCGGGCAGCUGCCGGGGGAAAGCAGAGGGAGAGCACCGCUCCGCGGGCUGCACGGAGCCCGGCUCGCUGCCCUGCAGCCCCACGCACCUCUGCGCCUCCUGACUCCAGCGGGAGGUGCUUGGCCGUAGCAUCGCAGCAGCCCAGCCCUUGGGUCGCAGCGUGGGAGCCGCAAGGAGCAUCUUUCCCCUUCUGCUGCGCUCUCCCAGGGCAGGGCAGCCAACGCGUUCUCCUUUGGCUGUGCGGGGAAAUGAGAUCUCUGUGGCUCCCUGCGUGACCUGCUGGAGCUCCACGUGUGGGAUGUCGGGGCUGGGCACUGCUGUGUGCUUACAUCCAGCAGGGCUGAGCGUUCCCAGCUCCGCUUCCAUGGAACUUCUGCUCGGAGCAAGCAGGAGUGGCUGCGUGGGGAGAGUUUCCUGGGCUGUUAUCUGGGAUCUGGGGUAGUUUGAUGGCUAACGAGCAAAAGGCAUGCUGAAGAGUUAAAGGACAGCUCUUCACGUGGGUUUGUGGAAUGUGAGCUCUAUUUUUUGGACGUGGAAGGCUGGUCCUGUCCGUGCACCACAGUGUGGGCAUUGUGCUGUAAAAGGCCCUUGCAGGAGAAAAUUGGGUGCCCUUUUGCUGUGCUCUGCAUUUAAGCAGGGGACUGCUGCGGGCACCGCUGGUGGGACGGCCCAACUGCAGAAUGGGGCUGCCAGGACCUGCGUCAUGUUGGGCGUGAGGUUUUGGCCAGGCUCUGGAAAGGUGUUCUGGUGCCAGACUGAGGUUUGCUCUGUUUCUUCUUUUUCCCUCCUUGGCUUCACGCAGCUGCUUUUGGACGUGGUGACAGCAGCUGGUGGGGCUGGGUGGUGGUUGCCAGGAGUUGGCAAUGAGCCUUCCCUAAACUGGAGCACCAAAUUUGCUCUAAAUGUGUAUAUGUGAUAGCGUGGGGCUCAGGAGGGUUUAUUCUUACCAACAUAAGUCACUUUGUUCUGUCUUCUGACAGCUGAUGGGUGCUUUGGUGUAACCCUAAAACCAGCGUUAGAUCAUGGAUAUGUGUUCUUCAGCCUCGCUUUCUAUUUACUGUUGAGAAGUCCUCCCUUUUCUCCAGCAGGUUGGAACGUGUUGCCCAGAGAAGCUGUGGUACUCCAUCUCUGGUGACGCUCAAGGCCACGUUGGAUGGGGCCCUGGGCAACCUGAGCUGGUGGGAAGCAGCCUUACUUGUGGUAGAGGAUUGGAACUGCAUGAUCUUUAAGUUCCCCUCCUACCUGUGCCACUCUAUGAGGAAUGGGCUGUUGAUCCUGGUGGGGAAGAUCCCAAAGCACUCUCCCUGCAGCAGAGACACCUAGCACGCUGGGGUAGGGUCUGUGUUAUCCUCUGGGAGCUCGGGCAGUGCCUGUUCUGUGCAGGGUGGCUGGGUCCAGCUGGCACGCAGAGCCUCCCCUUCACUUCAGACAGGGCUGUGAGUUCUCUGCUCCGGCUGUUGGAAAGGAAGAGUCUCCCGGGUCUCUGCCUUCAGGCGCUGAGGUUUUGCAAAGAUGCUGAUCUCCUUAGUUUUCUUCUUCUUUUUGCCUCCUCCCCCCCAGCACCUCCUUCCCUCCCUCCUCUUCAACCCACAACCCCUUAUACAGAGGAAAUUCGAUAAUGUUUACAGUUAAGUGUGGGGAUGGGAACUCCUGAUAGCCAGGGGCUUUCUGCAUUUUUCUGAUUAUAUUUUGAGGCACCGGGACAAGAAACCACAUCUUGGCACGUCCUGGAAAGCGCUCCGUUGCAGAUGAAUGGCCCAAUUCAGCAUCCCAGUUGGGGUUAAUGAGCCAGCUCAGGGCCACGUGGAGGUUGUGCCCUGAUAGGAGGAAACCGAGCGGGACAGCAGGGAAGUGAUGGGCUUUAGGAGUUUGGGACGAGGUUUGAUCAGGAAUUGAGCAGAUCAGAAAUGGCAGCACCUUGCAGUGGCUGCUCUCUGCCUGCCCGGUCUCAGCAUCCAAUGCUGCUUGUGGCGUUUGGGUGGACAAACUGAGCCCCCUUGCCUGCCAGCUGAUAGCAGAGGUGAAAGGAGAAGUGCCACAUCCAGCGCUCCCUCCACAAGUCUCACUCACUUCUUCCUGCUGGCGUCUGUUGGGGAGAUGAGAUAGUUUAUGACUGUGCCUUUUUUUUUUUUUUUUUAAGCAUGAACUUCUGACUUUUACUGCUAUUUGCAUUUCAAGGAAAUGGUUGGGACUUGGUUCUCUACAUGGUGUACGUGCACACAGCCUCGGUGCUGGGUUUUCUCCCUAGGAGCAGCGGUCUGGCAGAAUGUGAUCACGGCACGUCCGUGCUGCAAGAGCUGUUGCAGAGUGGUUGUUUCUGCAUUUGGAAGCAAACAGGGAAAGCUGCCCUACACAUGCUUUCAUCCUGUUUGUUAGAAGUGCCACAGGCACAGAAGAAUAAGGCAGGAUGGAUGUGUACGACCCUCAGACGCUGGGUGUUGUGGUCUUUGGAGGCUUUAUGGUGAUAUCAGCCAUUGGGAUCUUCCUGGUGUCUACCUUCUCAAUGAAGGAGACUUCUUAUGAAGAAGCCUUGGCAAAGCAACGUAAGGAGCUUGAGAAGACCAACCAGCACAAAAUAGAGAAAAAGAAGAAGGAAAAACCUGUUGAGAAAAAAGGAAAAGCAAAGAAAAAGGAAGAAAAACCUAAUGGAAAGAUACCGGAGCAGCAAGUUACUCAGGAAGUGACUGACUCUUCCAAGGACGUGGUUGUUGAACCUGCUGUGGUGCCAGAGCCCAUUGCUGUUGAGUCUCCGAUCGCAGCGGUGUCAGUGCCUCCCCAGGAAAAGGAGAAACCUGCUCUGUCUCCUAAGGAAAAGAGGAAGAAAGAGAAGAAGGUGGCAAAGGUAGAACCUGCUCCUAGCCCAGCACUGGCGUCUCCUCCUGCCAGUGUUCCCAAAGGCUCUCCUGUCUUGGAGGUGACCCCUAAGGAGGUGCCUGUUGUGGCUGUGCCACCAGUUGGCACGCAGCAAAGUGCUCCGGUUGUCAGCUCCGUCCCCAUCAAAAAACCUGAGGCUCUUCCAACCCAUGAGGAGCAGAAGCAUGAUGGGCCUGUCAAGAAGAAGUCUGCAUCCAAGAAGAAGGCUGAACCAGCACCUGCUGACUCGGAUGGGCCCCUCUACCUGCCCUACAAGACGCUGGUGUCCACCAUCAGCAGCAUGGCAUUCAGCGAAGGAGAGGCCCAGCAGCUCAUCGAGAUCCUGACAGAGAGAGCAGGCAUCGUGCAGGACACCUGGCACACGGCUACGCAGAAGGGUGACCCAGUUGCUGUCCUGAAGCGCCAGCUGGAAGAGAAGGAGAAGCAGCUCACUGCUGAGCAGGAGGAUGCAGCUGCUGCCAGAAACAAGCUUCGGGAGUUGAGCAAGGAACUGGCAGCUGAGAAGGCCAAGGCGGCAGCCAGUGAGAGCAAGCUGAAGGAACAGCUGGUCACCCGUGAACGGGAGAUCACUGCUGUCCAGGCACGGAUGCAGGCGAGCUACCAGGACCACGUUAACGAAACGCAGCAGCUCCAGGGAAAGAUUCGGGCCCUGCAGGAACAGCUGGAGAACGGCCCCAACACACAGCUCGCUCGUCUGCAGCAGGAGAACUCCAUCCUGAGGGAUGCGCUCAACCAGGCUACCAGCCAGACAGAGAGCAAGCAAAACGCUGAGCUGGCCAAGUUACGGCAAGAAUGCAACAAGCUGAUGAAAGAGCUGUCUGAAAAAUCAGAGGUGCUACAGCAAGAGGAGCAGCAGAAAAAGAGCUGGGAGAUCAAAGCAGCAGCGUCAGAGAAGCAGAUUGAGCAGCUACAGACUUCCCAAAGAGAAAUGGAGGCGACGCUGCAGAAGAGAUUGGAUGAAGUAAGCGACGAGCUCCGCAAAACCCAGACCAGCUACAGGAGCCUGGUUGCAGAUGCAGAAAAGGCCAAAGGGCAGCAACAGAGCAUUGCUGAACUGCAGGCCAAGCUGCUGAGCUCUGAAACAGAGGUCAAAAGCAAAUUGCUGGAGCUGGACAGCUUGAAGGGGAAACUGCAGGAAGCCAGCUCAGAGAACACAAGGCUUCUGGAGAGAAUCAAAUCCAUCGAAGCUCUGCUGGAAGCAGGCCGGAUGAGGGAGGCAGAAGAAGACAGAGACCUGCAGGCAGCCAAUGAAGCAGAAAUGAAGCAGCUGCAGCUAAGGCUCCAGGAGAAAACGGACCAGCUCUUGUCCUUGGAAAGGGAAGCAGCAGAGCUGCGAGAGGCGAUGGAGCAACAGAAGACAAAAAACAACGACCUUCGUGAGAAGAACUGGAAAGCAGUGGAAGCAUUGACCACAGUGGAGAAGGCAUGCGAGGAAAAGCUACUUGCUGCUACAAAAGCAAAGGAGGAGUUGGCCCACCAGCUUGAUGUGCUCCAGACACGAACCAAAGAGACUCUGCUCUCUGCACUCCCAGAAGUCACUGUGUCACAGCAGGAUUAUGAGGCAUGGCUACAGGAGUUUAAGGAGAAGGCUGUGAAUGUGCUAAAGCAACACACAGUUAUGACAGAGCCUGUGGAUUCAGCACUUAAACUGAAAGAGGCAGAGGAAGCACAGAGCACUUUACAAGCAGAAUGCGAGCAGUACAGAGCUAUCCUUGCAGAGACAGAAGGAAUGCUGCGAGACCUGCAGAAGAGUGUGGAGGAGGAGGAGCAGGUGUGGAAAGCAAAGCUCACCGUCUCUGAAGAAGAACUCCAAAAGUCACAACUCCAGUUGAAAUCCCUUGAAGACAUGAUAGAGAAGUUGAAAGCAGAGCUGCAGAGCACUGACCAGCUAAAGGAAUACAUCUCUCUCCUGGAAGCGCAGCUGGAAAAUCACUUGCAGACAGCCAGCUCUGAACGCCAAAACUACACAAAAGAAGUUGAAGGCUUGAGACAGCUCUUAUCAGAGUCCCAAGAGCAGCUGGAGGCAGCGAAGACAGAAACGCAGAAGCAGAGCAAGGAGCUGGCCCUGGUCAGGCAGCAGCUGAGUGAGAUGAAGAGCCACGUGCAGGAUGGAGAAGUAGCGGGGUCACAAGCUGACCUGGGCGAUCCCACACCCUUUGAGUUGAAAAUGCAGCUGGAGCAGAAUGAGGCACUGAUGGAGAAGGAGCAAGAGCUGAGGCAAAAGCUGACGCGGGAGCUGGAGGAGGCACAAAGCUCAGCGUGCAGCUUGCAAGCAGAGCUGGAGAAGUUGAGACUGGCUGAAAAUGCAGCAGCUUCGGACAUGGAGGAGGCCCAGCAUCUCAAGGAAAGACUUGAAAAAGAAAAAAAGCUAACAAGGGACUUGGGCCAGGCAGCAACCAAACUACAGGAGCUACUGAAGGUUACCCAGGACCAACUGGCCAAAGAGAGAGAAACGGUGAAGAAGUUGAAAGAACAACUUCAUGAAAAGGGGGAAGAGGACAGUUCAAAGGAAGGGACUUCAGUUUGAUGAGUCUGUGACCUAGAACGUACCGUUCAACUUACCAAAAUGCCUUACACAUUCCUAAAACAAAAAUAUAUGCUGAGUUUAUUGUAGAUAAGAUACAAUACAAGCCAUUAGUGACCCAAAACCUAGUUUUGAAACUUAAGAAAAAAAGGAAAAAAAAAAAAAAACCAGAAAAAAAAAAAAGGUAAACAGUGCAGGCGUUCAUUUGUAAGAAAAUCUUCAUACUGUUUUGUACAACCAUUCGUUCCCCUGGGUGCUGCUCUGGCCAGGCUGAGGCCAGGACAUGACCCUCCUCGAACCCACGAAUGUGUGAAAAGGGAAGGCUGUGUUUGUACAUCAACUGGUGCAAUUAUUAUAUAUAUAAAUAUAUAUAGUAUUUUUUUCUUUUUUCUUUCUUUUUUUUUUUUUUUUUUUUUUUGAGUGAAAGAAGUGUGAAAGUAAGACCCACGAUGGAAGGAAGCCACUUGUUGAUGAGUGGCUCUGGGCUCGUAUCCUUCUGUGUAUUUUCUGGGUGUCGAUGCAAUUAAAAUGAUGUAGUGGA
Messenger RNA from Gallus gallus (chicken), 6239 nucleotides. RefSeq names its product ribosome binding protein 1 (gene RRBP1). The coding region runs from base 2708 to 5701 and encodes 997 amino acids. The transcript has 24 exons. Lineage: Eukaryota; Metazoa; Chordata; Aves; Galliformes; Phasianidae. Gene Ontology annotation, biological process: protein transport. Gene Ontology annotation, cellular component: endoplasmic reticulum membrane. The record is from RefSeq and is a predicted model, not a curated record.